Messenger RNA from Paramuricea clavata, 988 nucleotides. The record is from the annotation of a GenBank genome assembly. NCBI's taxonomy places the organism in Eukaryota, Metazoa, Cnidaria, Anthozoa, Malacalcyonacea, Plexauridae.
AUGAAGCAUUAUGCAGUACCAACUCUAAUUACCAAGCCAAAGACACUUAUAUUUCAUGUUGGAACCAACGACUUACAUAACAAAACACCAGAAGAUCUAAUAAAUGCAAUGAAUGAUCUUGGUGAAACGAUCCAUAGACAGAAUAACGAUCUGGAACUUAUAUGGUCGGAAAUAAUAACUCGAACUGAUGAUCCAAACUUAGCAGAAAAGGUAAAUGUAGUCAAUGCCGAGCUCGCUAAAUUAUGUACAGAUAAGGGCUGGGGACUUAUUAAACACAACAACAUUAAAGGAAGUCUUUUAAAUAACUCUGGUCUACAUUUAAAUAAACAUGGAACUACUAUAUUAGCUAAAAACAUAAGACAAUUUCUUAGCAGCCAUUGACUAGAUCCUGAGUUUUCAAACACUACGGAUCCUGAUUCAACAUUUUUGCAUAUCGUAGAUCAAAUAAACACACAGUCUAGUUCACGACAAACAAUGCAAAUAAACAGCACGCCUUAUCCAAAACUGAAGGCUUUAAAAUUGGCCAUCUAAACGUUGCAAGUCUAUAUAAGCAUGUUGAUGAACUAAGAAUUUUUAUGAACGAUAAAAUGUUUGACAUAUUAAGUAUCAAUGAAACUAGACUUGACGGCACUAUUGACAACAACGAAGUUAAUAUCACAGGUUAUGAUCUUAUUCGGAAAGACCGAAAUCGAAAUGGUGGGGGUGUCGCAAUUUAUUUACGAAAUGUUAUUCCCUACACUAUUUGCAAUCACUUACUUUCAAGUACAGUAGAAGCUAUUUGUAUUGAAAUUAACAAGCCUAACAGCAAACCUCUACUGAUCUCAACAUGGUAUCGUCCUCCCGAUGCCAAGAUAGAAUUACUUGUCCAUUUUGAAAUUUUUUUACAGAACAUUGAUGAAGAGGACAAAGAUUUUGUUAUAACUGGUGAUUUUAAUUGCAAUUUUCUGUCAACUGAAAAUAAUAACCAACAUACAAACAAAUUGAUUGA